This is a messenger RNA of Priceomyces carsonii, 876 nucleotides long. Its product is annotated as iron-sulfur cluster assembly protein. The record is from RefSeq and is a predicted model, not a curated record. Gene Ontology annotation, molecular function: ATP binding; 4 iron, 4 sulfur cluster binding; ATP-dependent FeS chaperone activity. Gene Ontology annotation, biological process: iron-sulfur cluster assembly. Gene Ontology annotation, cellular component: cytosol. The coding region runs from base 1 to 876 and encodes 291 amino acids. The transcript has a single exon. Lineage: Eukaryota; Fungi; Ascomycota; Pichiomycetes; Serinales; Debaryomycetaceae.
AUGGAAUCAGCACAACAAGAAUCUCCCCCUACUUCUCUUAAGAAUGUGAAGCAUGUUAUAUUGAUUCUAUCAGGAAAAGGAGGGGUGGGUAAAUCAUCUAUAACCACUCAGACUGCACUUUCACUUGUGAAGAAAGGUUUUAACGUUGGAGUUCUUGAUAUUGAUUUAACGGGGCCAUCGAUGCCUCGAAUGCUUGGCGUGGAAUCUAAGCAGGUACAUCAAUCGACGGCUGGUUGGGUCCCGGUACGAGUUUAUGAUGACCAAAAAGAUAUUGGCAGGGGCAGUUUGUCAUUAAUGUCAUUAGGAUUUUUACUUGGUGAUAGAAAUAACUCAGUUGUAUGGAGGGGUCCUAAGAAGACGGCGAUGAUAAGACAGUUUUUAAAGGACGUGGUUUGGACUAGUGGUGAUUCUACAUUAGAUUAUCUUCUUAUUGACACCCCACCUGGCACAUCAGAUGAGCAUAUUGCUAUUGCGGAGGAACUUCGAUCUGCACAGCCGAUAGAUGGUGCUAUUAUAGUAACAACACCUCAGCAGGUUGCUACUGCAGAUGUUCGGAAGGAAAUCAAUUUUUGCAGAAAAGUGAAUUUCAAUAUUUUGGGCAUAAUCGAGAAUAUGAGUGGUUUCAUAUGCCCAUAUUGUAAAGAAUGCACCAAUAUAUUUCUGAGUGGAGGUGGUCUACAGCUUUGCGAAAGAAUGGACUUGAAAUUUUUGGGUAACGUUCCUAUAGAUCCAAAAUUCGUGGAAAUGGUUGAGCUGCAAGAUAAUGCAGAAAGCUCAAAGAAACUUAUUGACUUGUAUGAAUCUUGUGAAUUGGAACCAUUAAUGAGUGACAUUAUAGAUAAAGUACUUGAUGAGAAUCUUCCCUCGAGGAUAUAA